UUUAGGCUUCCACCAUGACCUGGUUCACAUUCACGACUUUGUGUGCGACUGCCCUCCUGCUUCGUGUGGUUCUUCUAUUCUAUGGAGAAUGGCAGGAUGCCAAUCUUACUGUAAAAUAUACAGACAUUGAUUACAUUGUUUUUACUGAUGCCGCUCGUUAUGUUACCUUGGGAGCAUCGCCUUACGAUCGUGAGACCUAUCGCUACACACCACUCCUUGCCAUCUUCAUGACACCAAACAUCUACCUUUUUCAGUCAUUUGGAAAAUGCGUAUUUGUUGCUGCCGACCUGAUGGUGGGAUAUCUAAUUCAUCGUAUUCUCGUCCUUCGAGGAAUGCCCUCUCAAAAGGCACUAUGGUUAGAUUCCCUUUGGUUACUUAAUCCAAUGGUAGCAAAUAUAUCAACACGCGGUAAUGCUGAAUCCCUCUUGGCUGUUAUGGUACUGGGAUCCCUGUACUUGAUUAUGACUCGUCGUUUCUAUGCUGGCUGCGUGGCGUUUGGUCUGGCUGUUCACUUUAAGAUAUACCCAAUUAUAUAUGUCAUACCUCUCUUGUUUCUACUGGACGAACGAUACGGAGACCCAGUGGAUUGGCCACAAAUCAUCUGGUCCUACAGAAGAUCUCGUUUCUUUCUAUUGCGCAUGUACCUGAAAAAUGAUCCUUCACGCCUGGAGAUUAACGAACCUGGAAGAGGACCAAUUGUUCAUAAGACUGACCAACAAAAACAAUUAUCUAUUGAAAGCAUCAAGAGUAAAUUAUUCGAUAUAUAUCGAACGGCAAUGUACGAGCUUGUCCUCUUCUUGUCACCUACUAGGAUUCUAUUUGGUCUUGUCAGCGGAGGGGUGUUUUUAGUGAUAACGUGGGCUAUGUAUCAACUCUAUGGCGAGGAUUUUAUGGAGAACACUUAUUUGUACCAUAUAACCCGAAAAGAUCAUCGCCAUAACUUCUCAAUAUGGUUCUAUCAAAUGUAUCUUGCAUUUGAUUCUCCUGUCGCGGGAAAACUUUUGAGUGUAUUGACAUUCCUGCCUCAAAUGUCAUUGGUGGCUGCUGUUGGAAUAGCAUUUGCGAAGGAUGUUUUUUUUGCAUGCUUCUUGCAAACAUUUGUGUUUGUUACUUUUAACAAAGUCUGUACUUCUCAGUACUUUAUGUGGUAUAUAUGUUUGAUCCCACUUAUCUUGCCGUCGACCAGCCUUAGUUUAAGAUGGAAAGGUUUGGGUCUUUUAUUGGCGUGGGUAGCAAGUCAGGGUCUUUGGCUCCACUUUGCUUAUCGGCUUGAGUUCCUUGGUCAAAAUACGUUCUUUUCUAUUUGGGUCUCAAGUCUUUUGUUCUUCAUCUCCAACUGCUGGAUUAUUGUUGAAUUGAUGAUCAACCAUCGAUUUGAGUAUAUUUAUGGAAAGAGUGGUCGUAUUCGGUGGGUGUGGGGUAUGGGAGAUCCUGGACCACGUCCCUCGGAAAGUAGUAUUGGAAAUUCUCCAAGUGUUCAUUAGAAACGAAAAGUAUACAAAAAAAAAGCAAGAAUUACAAGCAUCUAUUUUUAUACACAUAAAAUAGGCAUGCUUUUUUUAUAUAUACAUAUAUAUAUAUUUUAUUUCAUCAUAUUGCUAAUUGUUCUGCUAUAUGUUACAUAAAGAUAAAUAUACGAAUAUAUACAUAUACAUAAUAUAUACACAAAUGAAGAAUGGAUUAUAAGGCGAUUCUUCGACUUUUGGACUGUAACAUGGUCUUAGCGCUUGAUUUCAGCUCCUCCACCUCCUGCUACAUUUUUCUUGGGCUCUUUAAGUGAUUGAGUAGCAAUAUCUUCUUUAACUAAGAAUAAAAACAAAGUCCCCAAUC
Phycomyces blakesleeanus NRRL 1555(-) is the source of this 1830-nucleotide messenger RNA. Its product is annotated as GPI14/PMH1 protein. Gene Ontology annotation, cellular component: membrane; glycosylphosphatidylinositol-mannosyltransferase I complex. Gene Ontology annotation, biological process: GPI anchor biosynthetic process. NCBI's taxonomy places the organism in Eukaryota, Fungi, Mucoromycota, Mucoromycetes, Mucorales, Phycomycetaceae. Bases 15 to 1484 code for a protein of 489 amino acids. The record is from RefSeq and is a predicted model, not a curated record. The transcript is spliced from 4 exons. Gene Ontology annotation, molecular function: alpha-1,4-mannosyltransferase activity; GPI mannosyltransferase activity.